Molecule: messenger RNA, 2947 nt
Organism: Chenopodium quinoa (quinoa)
Lineage: Eukaryota; Viridiplantae; Streptophyta; Magnoliopsida; Caryophyllales; Amaranthaceae
Product: probable aminotransferase ACS12
Exons: 4
Coding region: 653-2290 (545 amino acids)
Biological process (GO): biosynthetic process; amino acid metabolic process
Molecular function (GO): L-aspartate:2-oxoglutarate transaminase activity; pyridoxal phosphate binding; aromatic-amino-acid:2-oxoglutarate transaminase activity
Source: RefSeq, a predicted model, not a curated record
UUCCAACAUUUUUUUCUUAGCAAGUAUAUUCCGUGUAUUAACAAAAUACAAUACUCCCCUUAUUUUUUUUAAGUAUUCUAUUUUAAUUGGAUACCUAUUAAGUAUGCCAAUAUAAAACUUUAACCAAUAAAAUGUGUAAUUAUCAAUCAGUAUAAAUAACAAAAAAAAAAACAUACUCCAUAAAAUCCAAAAACUAUUUAUUGAGAUGAUUUCAACAAGUAAUUACAUGAUUAUAUACGGAGUAUUUUUCUUUUAGAAUCAACACGGUAAAAAAAAAUCGACUCCUUCUCACAUGUUCAUGUAACUAGAAAUAACAUGAAAAAGUAGAUAAAACAAAAAUUAGAAAAACAACUCGAAAAGGAGAGAAUUCAAGUAAAUCUCUGAGAUUGACAUGAAAAGUUAAUCUCCUCUCACAAUAUAUUGUUUUACUUUUAUUUUUAAAAUAAUAAAAGUGAAAUAGUAAAGUGACACGAAAACUAAUUCAUAAAAUUGUGAGAAGAGAUUAACUUGGAGUGUUAAUCUCGGAGAUUAACUGGGGCUCCCUCCUCAAAAGAAGAGAAUUCCACACAAAUACAGUUAUAUCCCCCUAAAAUCUCUUGACAAGUUAUUCUCCCACCUCACAAAUCCUCAAUCUCAAAUCUUCCAUCUUUACAUGACCUCACUCCACUCUCUCUCCUCCAACACCAAAACCCAGAAAAAAACCCAGAACACCAUCAACAAUAAAGACCCCAAUUUCCCAGGUACCCCAAAACCCCCUGCAAUGAGGCUAAUUGUGCCAUUACAAGGGGUUGUUCAAGGUAGGGGUGGCCUUAUUUUAGGCUCAAUUAUCCCUUGUGCUCUUUUCUACUUCUUCCAACUUUACCUUAAGAAGAAUCGCAACAACAACAACCAACCUCCUACUUCUUCUUCAUCUCCUCCAACUCUCUCUCCUACCUCCUCCAAUGUCGAGCUUCAUCGAUCUUCUUCUCGCCCCAGUCUAUCUUCUUCUCGUUGUUCUAUUGGGCCUGCUCGUCUUUCUUCUCGGGCUUCUGUGCUUGCCGGGCCCAAUGAUUCUGCUUACUAUUUGGGCCUUGAUAGGGCCAGGAAAGAUGCUUAUCAUGAAAUUGAUAAUCCCAAUGGGGUUAUUCAGCUUGGUUUGGCUGAGAAUUUGUUGUCGUUGGAUUUGAUUGAGAAAUGGGUAGCAGAGAAUUGGGACGGUUCGAUGUUGAAUGGUGGUGAAUUGGGGAUUAAUGGGAUUGCUACUUACCAGCCAUUUGAUGGGUUAAUGGACUUGAAAAUGGCAAUGGCAGAUUUCAUGUCUAGGGUCAUGGGGGAUGUCUUCUUUGAUCCGUCACAACUAGUAUUGACGUCUGGUGCUACUCCUGCAGUGGAGAUACUAUGCUUCUGCCUGGCAGACCAUGGGAAUGCCUUUCUGAUUCCUGCACCAUAUUAUGCUGGUUUUGACAGGGACUUGGUGCGUACUGGAGUGGAACUAAUACCUAUACAUUGUCGUAGUUCUGACAACUUCACAUUAAGUAGUACUGCCCUCGACCAAGCUUAUAAUAAUGCUAGAAAACGAGGGCUAAAAGUUCGUGGGAUACUCUUCUCAAACCCUUCCAAUCCUGUGGGCAAUAUACUCUCAAAUGAUACACUAUAUACCAUUUUAGACUUUGCCAGGGACAAAAACAUUCACAUUAUAUCUGAUGAAAUAUUUGCGGGGUCAACCUAUGGGGAUACAGAAUUUGUGAGCAUGGCAAAGAUUGUUGAAGCAGAAGACUUUGAGAAGAAUAGGGUUCAUAUUAUUUAUGGACUGUCCAAAGAUCUUUCUCUUCCAGGUUUUAGAGUUGGGGCCAUCUAUACCUUUAAUGAGAACGUAUUAGCUGCUGCAAAAAAGCUUGCCAGGUUUUCUUCUAUUUCUGCUCCUACACAGCGCUUAGUAGUAUCAAUGCUGUCAGAUAAAAGGUUCAUUGAAGAAUAUAUGGAAAUAAACGAAAAGAGGCUAAAGAGGGUGCAUGACUCCUUUGUUGCUGGUUUAGAUCAGCUUGGAAUACCUUGUGCAAGGAGUGAUGGAGGAUUAUACUGCUGGGCUAAUUUUAGUGGGCUAAUCAAGCCCUACAACGAAAAAGGAGAGCUCGACUUAUGGGAGAAGCUGCUGACUGUAGGCAAAGUAAAUUUAACUCCAGGGUCAUCCUUUCAUUGCAUUGAACCUGGGUGGUUUAGGUGUUGUUUCACUGCGGUAGCUGACAGAGAAAUCCCUUUGAUUAUGGCACGGAUUAGGAAAGUUUGCGAAAGCUGCAAAUCACCCCGCUAACGUGCUGUGAGUUUCAGUAUUUUUGACUUCUUGUGAAUAAUCAAUUGUCUAGCAAAUUCGUCAAAUAAACAUCACCUAGUGGAAAGGUCGUUGAAGAAGGGAGAUAAAUGGAGAAAAUGUACAGAUAUCAUAUUAUUAGCCAAUACAACACAGAAAAAUCUUUGAUAGUUUUUGUAUGAAACAUGUCUAGAAGAGAAGAUAUAUGGAGACACUGAAUAAUUCACUCCUACAAAUAUGAGAAAAUGGUUUCUACACAAAAGAAUAUCCAUGAAGUGCUUUCCUAAGAAAUUCUUAAUGCCAGGAAGUCCUCCCUCAGCAUUUUCACUAGUCCUCCUCCACUGGCCACAAUGUUGAAGCAUCCUUGAGGUUUCUUCUUUGUGAAGUCCUGCCAUUUUCCAACCAGGCAAGUAAAUUAGCGAAUAGUUUUUGUAUAUAAGGAGGAAAUAUUAAUGACCAUUCGGCCAAUUUUGUCCAUCUGUAGAAUAUGAGGAAGUAUAUAACUUGGGAUUUUUUUUUUCCUUUCUCAGUUUUUAAAAAGCAUUGGUUGCUAAAUAGCCAUUUGUUUUGAUCAAUCUAGAAGGUUAUUCCCUAGUAGAUUGCAAUUGUACUGUUUUUGACAUGCAUAGUUUUAUGCAAAUUUCUGUAAUAUUAUGGAUU